UUUUGAAAUCGUUUCCUAUUUACAGAAAAGAAAUCAAUUAAUUUUCCCACUCUUUUGAUCAUAUAACCAUUCCAAAUUUUUAGCCACCACAGACAAAAAUUUAUUUUAUUUUAUAUCUAGUAAUUUAGAUGUAUGCAUUGAUGCCUCAUCAUUAUUGUAGUGUACAACAUACAUUUCAGUAUUUCACUUCUCCCUUGAGUUUUAGCUAUAUGCAUAUAUACUUAUAUUUUCCGCUUUCACAUUCACUUUAGAACAAAAGAAGCAGCAACAUGGAGCUUACUGGCAUGAUAUCAGGUUGCAUUGAUUACACUAGAAUCCUCUCCACUAAGGAUAAUGUGAAGAAAGAAGAGAAUUUCAUUCCUAGAAAGGUCAAGAAUGGAGAAGUGAAGUUCUACAAGCUUAAGAGAUUGGCUCCUCCAAUUGUGGCUGCUCUCCUUGCCUUAUCUCCUAUCUCAUCUCCCCAAGUUUCAAGUGCGCAAACCUUAGAAAUUCAGAGAGGAGCCACAUUGUUUCAACAAUCUUGUAUUGGAUGCCAUGAUGCAGGUGGUAACGUAAUACAACCAGGGGCAACUCUAUUUACAAAGGAUUUACAGAGGAAUGGAGUUGAUACAGAAGAAGCAAUCUACCGUGUAACAUAUUAUGGCAAAGGAAGAAUGCCGGUAAGUAAUCUCGAGUAUGUAACAUUUGAGUGACUCAUUUUGUAU
Arachis ipaensis is the source of this 704-nucleotide messenger RNA. NCBI's taxonomy places the organism in Eukaryota, Viridiplantae, Streptophyta, Magnoliopsida, Fabales, Fabaceae. The record is from RefSeq and is a predicted model, not a curated record.